Caenorhabditis sp. 36 PRJEB53466 is the source of this 1120-nucleotide messenger RNA. Lineage: Eukaryota; Metazoa; Nematoda; Chromadorea; Rhabditida; Rhabditidae. The record is from the annotation of a GenBank genome assembly.
AUGCAGCAUGAGGCGGAUUUCGACGAAGAAGAGUAUUUUAUUAUCCGUUUUAAAGGACCGAAAAAGGUUAGGGAUGAGAUUUUUGAUUAUAUUGUAAGUACGACUUUGUUUCGGUAAAAACUGAAUUCUGUUGAAUUCAGAACGGAAAGUCGGCGGAUUACUAUCAAUAUUCGCGAAAUUUAGAGGAUAUGGAAAUGGCGAGAGCCAGGAAUUUGAAAGAGUUGUUCGGAGACAAACCAGUGGCGGUCAAGGAAGGUAAAAAGCAUUUCAAAAAUGUUUUGCCGCCCUAAAAACGCCUUUUCCAGAGCCCGCCGACGUCGAUUUUUCGGGAUUGCAGAGAGAAGUGAAACAAGAGAUUCCGGACGAGGAUCCGCAAGAAUUCGAAGCCCCGCCCCCUUCUAAAUGCGAUAAGAAUCCGAAAAAACGAAAAAUUCCGGCCAAAACCGCUUCAUCUUCCUCCGCACCAAAACAACGACGUUCUAGAAUGUUAGCAUCUUUCAAAAAUUGCCGUCUUUCAAAUAGCAAACUCAGAACACGUAAUAUUGCGUCAAAUUUGGACAAAAUGUUCAAUUCUUCAAGCGGCGCUCCGACGACGUUUUCUGAACACACAACGAUGCGAGUAAGACGAGAUAGAAGUGGUAAAAAUUGCAAUUUUUCGUAAUUUUUUCAAUUCUCGAAAAAACUUCAGCUCAUCCACGCAUCGAUUUAUGGGCGGAUCGUGACAAUAGCCGGCAGUGGCUCAGCGAACAGUCGUUGGUAAAUUCGGGCGCUGGGCAAAUGUUCGGCCCAGGCUCUUCAAGGCCCGGGCUUUUGACCCCAAACUCUGCAGGCUUUUUCGACUUGGAUUGAAGUAUGUUGGGUCCGAGUUUCAGAACGAUUGGACUAUCUGGUCCCGAGUUAUACUGGUUUGAGGCCAAAAAGCGGAUUAUCCGAUCGGUCUGAAACUUGGACCCACUAUACUUCAAUCCAAGUCCAAGAAGCCUGCAAAGUUUGGAUCCGAUCGGAUCCUUGCAAGUGGGUCAAAGGUCCAGGCCUCAAAAAGCCUGCUAUAUUAAAAUUGAAGAGGAAAAGGAAAUAUUUUCAGAAACGCCAUCACAUUUCUUUCGAGCGCAAAAAGUAA